GGGUUUACUACAGGAAAUCUUGUUCCUCUCCUAAGAUAUCUAUCUAGUACCAUAUCAUCCAUAUCAGUCCCAACCCUAAUCCAUCCUAACCAUCAAUCCACCAAAAUAAUACAAUGCAAACAAUAAUCUACCACCCCACCUAUACCCAAUCCAUCCCCGCAGGCAUGGCAACAGGAAGCACCCUCCACAGCCACGGCCACUGGAUGCCAGAGAACAUGCACCUCCGCCGCGCCUGGCUCUCGCACCUCCUCGACAAGACCAAAGCCGAGAUCCCCCCCAAACUAGGCGCCUCCCCCAACCCAGUCAAAGCCUUCCAAGAGCUGAUCGAAAACGACUCCACCCUCUACAUGCUGGCAAUCUCCAUGUUCGACGAGAUCCCCCAAAAGGCACCCUACGACAGGGACCCCACCACCCUCAAGAAGCAAGUCCGCAGCUACAAAACAAUGCUCUACCUCUUCUCCACCCUCCUCACCCAAGUCCCCGAGUACUUCCUCAACGAGGCCGAAGACUCCAACAUCCCCAGCGGCCUCAUCGGCUUCCCCUUCAACAUCAUCCUCGACUGGCCCAUGGGCACCCCCAGCGGCCGCCAAUUCUUCCUCGACCCGCGCGUCAACACCCACCUCAAAGAAAUCCUCUCCUACUGGAACGCCUUCCUCCAAGACCCCAACGCAGAAACCUCCGAUCCAGCCGGAGGCAACAAAGCCCUCAUCGCCGCAGGCUGGGGCUCCCAAAAAGCCAUCUCCCAACUCGAACAAAAAGCCAACCAACCUCUUCGAGCACCCCGCCGCCGGCACCCCCAGAACUUCUUUAACUACCCGCACUGGGACGCGUUCUUCACGCGGAAAUUCAAACCCGGGAUUCGCCCCGUCGAUGACGACGCCGCCGUCGUCAACGCCUGCGAAUCAUUCCCCCUCGCCUUCGACACGGAUAUCUCCCGCCGCUCGACCUUCUGGCUCAAGGACGCCCCGUACUCGCUAUACGACAUGCUAGGCGCCACGCACGAUCACCACGUUAAAUACUACGUUAACAAAUUCAUCGGCGGGGCCGUCUACCAGGCUUUCCUCAGCGCAGACUCCUACCACUGCUGGAAUGCCCCCGUCACAGGGAAAGUCAUGUACCGCAACGUCUUCCCAGGCACAUACUACGCCGAGACCCCCGCGUCUGGGUUCGGGGGAUCGAGCGGGCCCGACCCCGCCGGUCCGGACCUAUCCCAGCGGUAUAUAACGCAUAUCGCCGCGCGGGGCGUCCUCGUCAUCGAUACGGAUAGAAAGUAUGGUGGAGCUGGGAUCGGGCUUGUUGCUUUCGUGCCGGUUGGGAUGUCGGAGGUGUCGACUUGUGAGUGGGAGAUGCCGGGGACGGAUGUUGGUGAGAUUGUUGCUAAGGGGGAUGUGGUUGGGGCGUUUCAUGGGGGUGGGUCGACGCAUUGUUUGGUUUUUGAGAGGGGGGCGGUUGAGAGGCUGGGGUUUAAUUCGAGGGCGGAGUUUCCGGAGACGGCGACGGUGAAUUUGGGGGAUCCAAUAUUAGGGUUUGUGGAUCAGUGUUAG
Molecule: messenger RNA, 1544 nt
Organism: Aspergillus campestris IBT 28561
Lineage: Eukaryota; Fungi; Ascomycota; Eurotiomycetes; Eurotiales; Aspergillaceae
Product: phosphatidylserine decarboxylase family protein
Exons: 3
Coding region: 114-1544 (476 amino acids)
Biological process (GO): phosphatidylethanolamine biosynthetic process
Cellular component (GO): mitochondrion
Molecular function (GO): phosphatidylserine decarboxylase activity
Source: RefSeq, a predicted model, not a curated record